AUGCAAAUCACCCUAACACAACAGGGACUGACACUACAGUCUCAAAACGGCACGAGAUCACUGCUUGAUUUCGCUACCAAAUCUCUCACCACACUCCAGGACGAUACGGACUCACAAAAUGACACAGAUGGAGCCUCGGUCGAUACAGAAAGCCCGUCUCUAGAGUGCCUGGGCAUUUUUGGCAUCUUUCCUAUUGAUGUGCACUCGCUGGCAGUCAUCACCAAACGAGAACAGGUUGCUACUCUGCAAAAUGCUCCCCUCUACAAGAUCACCGGGGCUCUCCUGAUUCCUCUGUCCUACCAGCGAGCCAGAGCCGUUUUUGAAGCCUCUCAAAAUAACACCACUGCCGAACCGCGACGGUCCACAGACUCCAACGAGUCGAGAGGUUCUUCGGUCGCUGAUUCUGAGCCCUCAGAAACCGAAACAGGCACACCUUCUCCUGUGUCUCCCUCGACUCUCAAGUUUAUCAGAGAGUGCCAAAAAUUCCUGUCUUCAGGGGCUCUCUUUUACUCUCCUAAGCUCAACCUACAUCAAUCUCUCAAACAGGGUCUUUUGAAUAAGGAGUCGAAAUGUUCUUCAUACUACCUGAAUUACAAUAGAAACAGAUUGUUCAAAGACACCGAGUUUGAGCUCAAGAUAAUCCAAGGUCAUGUGGGACAAGUCAAGCCCGAAUCCAGCAACAUCUCCGUGGUACUCAUUUCUCGGAGAUCACGACACCGCAUUGGAGCUCGGUAUCUCCGAAGAGGUAUUGACGAUGAUGCCAACUGUGCCAACUGGGUCGAAACCGAGCAGCUUCUGGUUACACCCAAGUACAUUCUUUCGUACGUGAUUGUCCGAGGUUCUUUGCCUGUCUUCUUCCAGCAGAGUCCGUAUAAGCUAAAACCCACUCCCCGUGUUCUCAGAGGAGCCGAAGCUACUCGCAAAGUCUUCAACACUCAUUUCGACCGUAUUGAGAGCCACUAUGGCUCUGUUACAGGCGUCAAUCUGGUUGAAGCGUCUUCGACCUCUAACGAGUUCAAGGUUGGAAAUCUGUACAAAAAACUGUGCGAGCAGAACGGUAAGGAGCUCGAAUGGUUUGAUUUCCACCACGCCUGCAAAGGUAUGAAGUUUGAGCGUGUUUCCGAGCUGUUUAACAGCGAUGUUGUGCAGGCAGGAGUCGACAACUUUCUGUGGGACGGUUUGAACCUGCAAACGGGCAACCCAACGUCUGUGGUCCAGUCUGGUAUCUUCAGAGUGAACUGCAUCGACUGUCUCGACCGAACCAAUGUUGUUCAGACUGAGAUUGCCAAAAGAGUGCUCGAACAGCAGCUGGAAGAGCUCAAUCACGAUGCUGACAACAUUGUAUCAUCGGCUUACUACCACAUGUGGGCCGACAAUGGCGAUGCCAUUUCGCGCCAAUAUUCUAAUACGAACGCACUUAAAGGAGAGUUCACUCGGAACCGAAAACGAGACUUCAAGGGUGUGGUUACAGAUGUGGGGCUCACUCUCACUCGCUUCUACUCCGGAAUGGUGUCCGAUUUCUUCCGCCAGGCGCUGUUUGACUUCCUUGUUGGCAACGUUGAUGAGAGAGUGUUCAGCGAGUUUGAUGAGACUUGUGCCAGCUCUGAUCCUCGCAUGUACUCGAAAUCUGCGAUAGAGGUGGCUUCAGAGAUCUGCCAGGAUGAUGUGAUUUCUGGCUGGUGGCUUGAGUCGCUCCAAAACAGCUCAAACAAGUAUAUUGUGCUGCUCACAGACACAUCCAUCUACGUGUGCCAGUUCGACUUUAUGACCGAGCGUGUGAGCGACUUUGAAAAGGUGGAUGUCGACACCAUUUCCAGCGUUCAAUUCCUUGGCAGCUCGGGCUCUCAAGUGGUCAUUUCCACGUCGGACAAGCAGUUCCGGCUCCGAAACCCGACUUACAAUGAGCAUAUGGGCGACAAGCUGCGCCAGUACUGUUCGGAGAGAGAAAUUGAAGUUCACGAUGGUGACGAGCAGUCUACGACUUUUGUGUCGAGGAUGGAACAACGGCUUAAGCGACUCAUUUGGGCCUAA
This is a messenger RNA of Yarrowia lipolytica CLIB122, 2031 nucleotides long. RefSeq lists its product as uncharacterized. Gene Ontology annotation, molecular function: phosphatidylinositol-4-phosphate phosphatase activity. Gene Ontology annotation, cellular component: endoplasmic reticulum. NCBI's taxonomy places the organism in Eukaryota, Fungi, Ascomycota, Dipodascomycetes, Dipodascales. The record is from RefSeq and is a predicted model, not a curated record. Gene Ontology annotation, biological process: phosphatidylinositol dephosphorylation.